Wallemia mellicola CBS 633.66 is the source of this 783-nucleotide messenger RNA. RefSeq lists its product as hypothetical. Gene Ontology annotation, cellular component: cytosol; proteasome regulatory particle, lid subcomplex; proteasome regulatory particle. Gene Ontology annotation, biological process: proteasome-mediated ubiquitin-dependent protein catabolic process. The transcript has a single exon. NCBI's taxonomy places the organism in Eukaryota, Fungi, Basidiomycota, Wallemiomycetes, Wallemiales, Wallemiaceae. The record is from RefSeq and is a predicted model, not a curated record. The coding region runs from base 18 to 761 and encodes 247 amino acids.
AGCUUCAAACAACCAAGAUGUCGACUGGAGAAUUGAAAAAUAUAAAAAAUGAAUUAUAUAAUAAUAAAAAUGUAAAAUCUAAUCUAACAAGGGCUAAAUUGUUACUAGCUCAACUCGGUUUGGUUAUACCCAAAGAUAGUGACAAAAACGACGAGUUGGCUGAUUUGAAAGAUAUCUUAGAAUAUGGUUGCCACUAUUCCAUCAGAGAAACUGAUAUUAGCGCUUUCGAAAGCUACUUGAAUCUCCUCAAACCAAUUUGGAUUCACUUCAAUACACAAUCUCCAGACAUUAUUUCACUCCAGUUGCUCAUACAACUCAUACAGAACAAGAUUUCUGACUUUCACACACUCCUAGAGACCCUCCCAAUUGAACUGCUCAAUUCACAUGAGAUUUCCAUUCCAGUCAAGCUCGAGAGGUUCAUUAUGGAGGGUAGCUACUCCAAAUUGUUCGAUUACAAACAACACCUCAACCAAUGGAUAUGGGAUCAACUGCUGUUCACGAUUAGAAACCAAAUCGCCUUAUCACAGGAGACUGCUUAUCAAUCUUUACCUAUAAAUGACGCAGCAACGCUGCUAUAUUUCAAAAAUCAAUCAGAAUUAAUGGAAUUCUCUAAACAGAGAGGUUGGUCGGUUUCUCCAUCCACUCAGCAUUUGGUUUUCAAGCAAUACAACUUGGAUGACAAACAAAUUUACACAAUUCCAUCAAAGAAUAUGAUCAGCCACUCAUUAAAUUAUGCAAAAGAAUUAGAAUCUAUUGUUUAAAUACACUUCUCAUGAAUAGCAC